Chiloscyllium plagiosum (whitespotted bambooshark) is the source of this 453-nucleotide messenger RNA. Lineage: Eukaryota; Metazoa; Chordata; Chondrichthyes; Orectolobiformes; Hemiscylliidae. The record is from RefSeq and is a predicted model, not a curated record.
ACAGCCCGUCACUGCCUGCCUGCUCCCUGCAAUCUGCCUGGACUGUCUCACAAAGCAGGAGCAGCCACACACAGACACACUGCAGCAAACACUGGGUACUCACUACCAUGGGCAUCAGCGGAUCACCUCUGCUCACCCCACUGGCAUUUCACCGUCACUGAAAUAGGGACAGCUUCAGCUCCGAGCCCACGAGCGAGAGGAUGGAGCAAGAACAAGGAAAGAGCAGCCAGCAGCAGACCCGGGGCAAGUUGGAGCAGGAUGAAGGAACUAGCUUUAGCACAGUGCGAUCCCAGGAGGCUGAGGGCAGCUCCCGCUGCAUGGUCUUCACUUACUUCAAAGGAGACAGUAACAGUAUGGUGGAGCAACACUUCAACAGAGCCCUGAAACGGCCCUGCAGCCCCACAGGCAACAGCUCAAAGCGAAAAGCAGCCACCAACAUCCCAACGCAGUCAG